AUGGCGAAACAUGCACGCUGCGAGCGCACGGGCCGCUUGGACUUUCCUUCCCAAGCAGUUAAGUUCUGUGAAAUCACUCACGGGAAAGAGCAGCAGCGAGGCCCAGACGUGCUCCUGUGCCUAGCCCUCGCAUUCUCCCGGGAAGAGCUGGGGCCGGGAGCCCGACGCCUGGAUCGAACCCGCAGCCGUCUCUGGAGAGACAGGCCCGAGCCAAUCGCGGGGCAGCCUGUUUGGCAGAUUUCGCCCGGGAUGUUGGGUUCUCGGGAUCUGCCCGACGUAAUCCGAGCCCACACUUGUUCGGUUUUCUCCGCAGAGACACUGGAGUCGUUUGCUAAAUCCUUCUCUGGCUCGUUUGACAGAAACCUCCAAUACAACCAGGAAAAACCCGUGAAAACCAAUGGCCCAGGGAUGCAGCAUUCUGCACCUGUAGGCCUCCACCUCUGUGAGAGGAAAGAAAUGGUCUCAUCAGUCUUCCGGGACCGAGAUGGGCCGGUUCUUACUGCGGAAUCGACCUUCGAUCGCAUUUCUGGCUUUUUAGAUGUCAUUCGCAUCUUCUGUCUGGAGCUGGACGCCUGCCCGUCUGCCAUGCUGUCUGUGGUCCUGAGCGUUCUGUCAGUGCGGCCUGGUGGCCAUCCGUGCCACCACCUAGCUGGCCCUCGCGCCAUGAGGCUUUGGAAACGUCUCUUACAGUGCAGCGAUGCUUCGUCCCCUCCGUGUACCACAGAUGAUGUGAUGGGCCCCCCCUGCUGCCAGUUUUUUUUGCCACCACAGAAAGAGCUGCUCCGCCCCGCCCCCGUGCGGAGCUUCUCUGGCUACAGGAAGGGGGGCGUGCUUUGUUCUUCUCAGGUCGCUUCCUUCCCCUCAAAUUCUGUGAUCGAGGACAUCUACACCAAUGGAUCUGCCGCACCAGCUAGUCCUGGGCCCGGCAGCCACCGCCACCGGGAGCCACGGAAAGUGCGCUUCAUCCAGUUUGAGAAGGUCACAGAGGAGCCCAUGGGAAUUACUCUGAAGCUGAAUGAGAAACAGUCAUGCAUGGUGGCCAGAAUUCUCCACGGGGGCAUGAUUCACAGACAAGGCUCCCUUCAUGUGGGAGAUGAGAUCUUGGAAAUCAAUGGCAUGAGCGUGACUAACCACUCUGUGGAUCAGCUGCAGAAGGUGAUGAAAGAAACCAAAGGAACGAUCUCCUUAAAGGUGAUUCCCAACCAGCAGAGCCGUCUGCCUGCUCUCCAGAUGUUCAUGAGGGCCCAGUUUGACUACGAUCCCCAGAAGGACCCCCUGAUCCCCUGCAAGGAGGCGGGCCUGAAGUUUGCCACUGGGGACAUCAUCCAGAUCAUCAACAAGGACGACAGCAACUGGUGGCAAGGCCGGGUGGAAGGCUCAGCCAGGGAGGCCGCGGGCUUGAUCCCUUCUCCGGAGCUGCAAGAGUGGCGAGUGGCGAGUGUGGCCCAGUCGGCCACUCGGGCCGAGUCCCCCAGCUGCAGCCCCUUUGGGGGGAAGAAGAAGAAGUACAAAGACAAGUACCUGGCGAAGCACAGCUCAAUUUUCGAUCAGUUGGACGUUGUUUCCUAUGAAGAAGUCGUGCAGCUCCCUGCAUUCAAGAGGAAGACCCUGGUGCUGAUAGGAGCCAGUGGAGUGGGCCGCAGCCAUAUCAAGAAUGCCCUGGUCAGCAAGAACCCGGAGAAGUUUGUGUACCCAGCUCCAUAUACCACCCGGCCCCCCAAGAAGAGCGAGGAGAACGGGAAGGACUACCACUUCAUCUCCACCGAGGAGAUGACCCGGAACAUCUCGGCCAACGAGUUCUUGGAAUUCGGCAGCUACCAAGGCAACAUGUUUGGCACCAAAUUUGAGACGUUGCACCAGAUCCAUCAGCAGGACAAAGUGGCCAUCCUGGACAUCGAGCCCCAGACCCUGAAGAUCAUUCGGACGGCAGAACUGUCCCCCUUCAUCGUGUUCAUCGCGCCGACCAACAAGGCCCAGCAGUCGGAAGCUCUGCAGCAGCUACAAAAGGACUCCGAGUCCAUCCACAACAGAUACGCACACUAUUUCGAUUUCACGCUGGUGAAUAACGGCAUCGACGAGAGCCUCAAGAUACUGCAAGAGGCCUUUGAGCUGGCAUGUAGUUCCCCCCAGUGGGUCCCCGUCUCCUGGGUCUACUGAGCGCCUGCGCAGCUCGGCUUCCAUUGGCCUGCCCCUCUUCACAGCUAGUCCCGGCUUGCUGCUUCUGCUUCUUAGCCUCCCCCCACCCUGCCCCCACCCACCAAAGAUGGAUCAAUCUUUGGGACUUGGCGAAGGUGCAGCCCGACCUUUCCCUCAAGAAAGACUCCCUCCUCUGAGAGAAAAGGCCGGGGCCGCACGGUCCAAGUCCCUCCUCCUGACCCUGCACGCAUAAGCCUCUCCUUCCUGCUGCUGCAGCUGAUUCAGCCCCCUUUCCACCGCGCAGGCGCGCACCCUCACUCCCACCUCUGGGAAGGGGCUCCGUGUGGUGGAAUGAAACAAACGCUUACUCUCGUGCAAUCUCUUUAAAUGCCAAAAACGGAGAGAGGAAACAUGUGCAGGGAAGCCUUAAGUAGCAAUAAAAACGUCGCUGUGCAAACGCCAA
Molecule: messenger RNA, 2599 nt
Organism: Gracilinanus agilis (Agile Gracile Mouse Opossum)
Lineage: Eukaryota; Metazoa; Chordata; Mammalia; Didelphimorphia; Didelphidae
Gene: MPP1
Product: MAGUK p55 scaffold protein 1
Exons: 17
Coding region: 1-2157 (718 amino acids)
Cellular component (GO): cell-cell junction; plasma membrane
Molecular function (GO): signaling receptor binding
Source: RefSeq, a predicted model, not a curated record